Messenger RNA from Pteropus alecto (black flying fox), 3319 nucleotides. It is a transcript of the gene CTPS2, whose product is annotated as CTP synthase 2. Gene Ontology annotation, biological process: CTP biosynthetic process; pyrimidine nucleobase biosynthetic process. The transcript has 19 exons. The record is from RefSeq and is a predicted model, not a curated record. The coding region runs from base 582 to 2342 and encodes 586 amino acids. Lineage: Eukaryota; Metazoa; Chordata; Mammalia; Chiroptera; Pteropodidae. Gene Ontology annotation, cellular component: cytoophidium; cytoplasm. Gene Ontology annotation, molecular function: identical protein binding; CTP synthase activity.
UCCUUGAGCGCUGCAGGGGACCCACAAACGUCUGUGACAGUGAGGUUCUUUACAGUGGUGAGAACAGGACCAGACGACCCAAGCAAGGGGCUCGGUGUGCCGAGGGGCCGGGACUUGGCGGGAACGUGGCAUUCACCUGGGUCCCCGAAGGGCCUUUGCUAAGUGAGCCGCGGAGGGGAGGAGCAGCCCUCGGGUAGUGCGCGGCCUGGGGCCAAGUGCGUCCAGGGCAGAGGGUGACGGGAAGCUGUGCCGGAGGAGUCACUUUUUAGAAGCUGGUUUUGUUGCGUUGCACAACCCCGGGUGCAAACCCAAGCUCACCGGCGUGAGUCAGCUGGGCCGGCAGCCGCAGGAGAGGAAAAGGUGGGCGACGAGGGCGCCGCGCACCCCGAGGCCUGCGCCGACGGCGGGAAGGACCCGUGGGCGACUCGAGACACCUCUAGCGGCGGCCCCCUCCCAAGUCCCACAGGUGAGCGCGGGCGGGCCGCAGGGCGGAUCCCGUUGUCCCCACCCGCCACCCUCCCGGCGCCACCACCACCGCGCAGAUUUUAUCUGGGUGCUGGCACCCAGCCAUUACUCUACCAAUGAAGUACAUCCUGGUCACUGGUGGGGUCAUCUCAGGCAUUGGGAAAGGGAUCAUUGCGAGCAGCAUUGGUAUGAUUCUAAAAUCAUGUGGACUCCGAGUUACUGCCAUCAAAAUAGACCCCUAUAUCAACAUCGACGCGGGCACUUUUUCACCUUAUGAGCAUGGUGAAGUGUUUGUCUUAAAUGAUGGUGGAGAAGUUGAUUUAGACCUUGGAAAUUAUGAAAGGUUCUUGGAUAUUAAUCUUUAUAAAGAUAACAACAUCACCACUGGGAAGAUAUAUCAGCAUGUGAUUAAUAAAGAGAGGCGUGGUGACUACCUGGGGAAAACAGUACAAGUUGUUCCUCACAUUACGGAUGCUGUCCAGGAGUGGGUUAUGAAUCAAGCCACAGUGCCUGUGGAUGGUCAUAAGGAAGAGCCCCAGAUAUGCGUUAUCGAGCUGGGUGGCACCAUUGGAGACAUUGAAGGAAUGCCAUUUGUGGAAGCAUUCAGACAAUUCCAGUUUAAAGCAAAAAAAGAGAAUUUCUGUAACAUCCACGUUAGCCUUGUCCCACAGCCCAGCGCAACCGGAGAACAAAAAACCAAACCCACACAAAACAGUGUCCGCGCGCUGAGGGGCUUAGGCCUAUCUCCUGAUCUGAUCGUCUGCCGAAGUUCAACACCCAUCGAAAUGGCUGUGAAGGAAAAGAUUUCUAUGUUCUGUCACGUGAACCCUGAACAGGUCAUAUGUAUCCAUGAUGUUUCUUCCACAUACCGAGUGCCUGUGCUCUUGGAGGAACAAAGCAUCGUUAAGUAUUUUAAAGAGAGACUGGAUUUGCCCAUUGGUGAUUCUGCAAGUAAUCUGCUUUUCAAGUGGAGAAAUAUGGCUGACAGGUAUGAAAGGUUACAGAAAACGUGCUCCAUAGCCCUGGUUGGUAAAUACACCAAGCUCAGAGACUGCUAUGCCUCUGUGUUCAAAGCCCUGGAACACUCAGCCUUGGCCAUCAACCACAAGUUGAAUCUGAUGUACAUCGACUCCAUUGAUCUGGAGCACACCACUGAAGCUGAGGACCCUGUGAAAUUCCACGAAGCGUGGCAGAAGCUAUGCAAAGCUGAUGGUGUUCUUGUGCCAGGAGGCUUCGGAAUCAGAGGAACAUUGGGAAAACUCCAGGCGAUUUCUUGGGCAAGGGCAAAGAAGAUUCCUUUUCUGGGAGUUUGUCUCGGGAUGCAACUAGCAGUGAUAGAGUUUGCGAGGAACUGCCUUAACUUGAAAGAUGCCGAUUCCACAGAGUUUGAGCCAAAUGCUCAUGUUCCUGUGGUGAUUGAUAUGCCGGAACACAACCCUGGCAAUCUGGGAGGAACGAUGAGGCUGGGAAUAAGAAGAACUGUUUUCAAAACUGAAAAUUCAAUCUUAAGGAAACUGUAUGGUGAUGUUCCUUUCGUAGACGAAAGACACAGACAUCGGUAUGAGGUGAACCCUAACUUGAUCAACCAAUUUGAGCAGAGUGACUUAAGUUUUGUAGGUCAGGACGUGGAUGGGGAGAGGAUGGAAAUCAUUGAACUGGCAAAUCACCCUUAUUUUGUUGGUGUCCAAUUCCAUCCUGAGUUUUCUUCUAGGCCGAUGAAGCCUUCCCCUCCAUACCUGGGGCUGUUACUUGCAGCAACUGGGAACCUGAAUGCCUACCUGCAACAGGGAUGCAAGCUGUCCUCCAGUGAUAGAUACAGUGAUGCCAGUGAUGACAGCUUUUCAGAGCCAAGGAUAGCUGAGUUGGAAAUAAGCUGAAGCUAAGACGCGACUCGAAAUAAAAGGGACCGCCCGCAAGGGCUCUGAAGCAAUUGAAGCCAAGAUGAAGGAACUAGCGGGAAAAAUCAUCACACUCAUAAAGAAUCACCCUGUUCUUCACCAAACGUGGGAUGUACAGACUCAAAGGGAAUCUCAUAAUAUGUACUUUCAUGAACCAGAACCGAAGGGGCACGUUCCUUUUUCCUCCAGAGGCGGCCUUUGGUUCUCACAGAUUUCUGUAGCCGAUUAAACAUUUCCCAACAAUCUCAUUGGGGAGGAAGUGUGUUCAUGUUGUGUCUGGUGUAUGGUGAUGUCUAGACGGGGAGCAAAGAUCCCAGUAACUGAGCCUUCGUUGUGCUGUAUGGGGAGGGUGGCGGGGCACAUGCGAUAACUAAUUUUAAGUCAAAUAUAAGUCAUUCUGUUACCUGGAACUCAACCACAGAAUUGAGUGCGGCCCAAGCUUAUUUCAAUUUCUCACCUUGUUUAUUUCUAGUUAAAAGGAAAUUUAAACAGGUCUGGGGGUGGCUCAGGCACAGAAUUUAAGGGGGCAUAAAAAAACUCAGGAAUCAAGAUCAGUUAUAUAUAUAUUUUUUAAUUGAGGUGAAAUUCACAUAACAUAGAAUGAACCAUUUUAAAGUGAUCAGUUCAGUGACAUUAGGUACAUCCACAGUGUUGUGCGACCCUACCUCUAUCUACUUCUGAAACAUUUGCAACCCUCCAAAGUAAAUCCCCAUACCCAUUGACAGUCACUCCCCGUUCCUACCUCCCAGCCCCUGGCAACUGCUAAUCUCCUUUCUAUUUUUAUGAUUUGCCUAUUCUGCAUAUUUCAUAUAAGUGGAAUCAGCAAUGUGUGGCUUUUUGUGUCUGGCUUUUUUCAUUUAGCAUCUGAUUUCGAGGGUCAUUCUUAUUGUAGCAUGUAUCUGUACAUCAUUCCUUUUUAUGGCUGAAUAAAAUUCCAUUGUAUGUAUUUACCACAA